Molecule: messenger RNA, 3596 nt
Organism: Leptinotarsa decemlineata (Colorado potato beetle)
Lineage: Eukaryota; Metazoa; Arthropoda; Insecta; Coleoptera; Chrysomelidae
Source: RefSeq, a predicted model, not a curated record
ACCUCUAGAGAAGCAACCUGUUGGUGACGUCACUUUAUGCAACCGGCCACUUGAUCCAUCCGGAGUGGAAAAAGAACUCAGAAUAUCGCAGAACGCGGCCGAGCUAGAACGUGGUUACCCGGAAUCGGACUACGAAAACUCGCGGCCGUAUUUAUAAACAAAUCGAUGUGAGGUGAAGUGGCGGCAGUGUUUUGUUGUGGUGAUUAUCAUGGAUGCACAGAUUAGGAUCAGCUGAUUUUUGGAUUUUCGAGUAGGAUGGACGAGGUGUCCACUCCGAUCAUCUCCACAAAUGUCACAGACAACGAAGGCGACUUUUGGGCUGACAUCCUCGAUGAAGACUCCCCAAUACCUCUGGACGCCAGCGAGGGUGGUUUUUUUUCCGGUAAUUUCGUUCCGCCGCCUCCAAGGCCUCUGUUUCUUGACGACUCCGUCACUCCAGACGGUCUCACAACCUGUGAUCUCUGUUCCUGGGCGUGGCAGAAAGGAAAUGGGGCUUACGUCUUGGAUACCUCCAAAGAAACAUCCGGAGAACUUGGUUGGGUUCUAACUCUAGUUAUAGUAUCACUUACCUCAGCACUGGUAGGUGCUAUAGUUAUGAUCAUAGUUCUACACUGUAAAAGAAUGAAGGGAUCCGUUGAAAGCGAAACUGAACGAGGAGUAUCUUUGAAUCAAAGGAUGACUAGCCAACGACCUCCGAUCAGUACACCGGAGGACAAAGAAAUCAGUACAAUCACCUCUCCAAGCUUUCCACAUUUGCCAAAUGCCCAGAAUGCCAACAAUGGAGUUUGGUCAUGGUUAUCUAGGAGAAGCACAAACUCUCCGUCUCAGUUAAAUACGCCUCCAGCUCUUCCAGCUGAAAACCAUUACACCCAUAUGGAAGAUGGUUACAAUAGUGUAGGAGAAGCCCUGUAUGCCGAGCUAGAUAGAGAGAGCUCUACUGAAGGAAACGACAGAGACAGUAACAGCCCAGCUUACCAAAACUCGGCUUAUACAGAUCCGGACGCUCCAACGUCUAGUGCUCCCAGUAGUGCUUACUAUUCGGAUUUAUCCACAACCACAGUGCCCGAGAGGGCAUACGAAGUGGUUGGACUUGUAACCAUGCCUUCUUCGACUUGGGACCAGAGUAACGGAAAUAGUGAAGUACGGAGGCCAGUUCAAAGGCUAGCAGCGAUUAGUGAAAAUGUCUCUGUUCCAUCAGAUUACGUUUGAUUUUUUAGAAACCAACACAUUAAUACUGAAAAAGCUUUAUUUCACCCAUCGAUGGGGAACUUAAUUCCUAUGUAAGGCUCUCUAAUUUAUAGAAAAUAUAUUCAAAUUGUUUGGUCGCCAACUUAGAAGGAAAUUACCUACAGUAGCUUACAAUUUGUAGCAGGACUCACUCUCUAUCUAAUGAAAAUUCACAAUAUCUCUGUUGAAUCUUUCAACUGAUUUCGAAUCGUUUAUAGGUUAGUGUACUUCUAUUAUCAAACCUGAAAUUUACAAUUUGACAGAGAAAAUCAGAACAUAUUAACGGCACUUCUACAAUCUGGCAAUAACGCAUUUGUUGAUUCCUCGCAAUUCGUGAUUAUUAUCCGUGGAUCAUUUGAUAUUUGUUUACUGUUAAGGUGCAUUUAGUGUUGGUCCAAUUACUUUCGAGUGUAACCAAAACUGUAAUAGAAAGUGCAGUUUGAGAAGAAAUAUUGAGAUGAUUCUCCAGAACCUUCUUUCUCAAUAUUCCUAUUCCUGUUCAUCUACAACAUUUCCUAGUAUAUUUCAAAAUGCUUUAUAUAAUAAAUAGGGCAAAAUAAUCAAUGUAAUCAAUAAACUGGACAGUCAUUCCACUACAAAUCCCCCAUACAAAUCCCCCCUGGGAUCAAAUUGUUAAAAGGUUUGAUAUACAGGCAGUUUUAGACAAAACCGUCAAUUGAUAGUGGUUCAAAAUGGAUACAAAUCGGGGAUGGUCAGAAAGUCUAGUAAAGUUUUUAUAAAUUCACAUCCUAUGACUGGGAUCUUUCUCAUACAAAAAAAUGGAACAGAGUAGAUGAAUGAAAUCUAUAGUGAACGUUUUACAAAAAUAGAAUCAGGAUCACGAUUCUCCGAAACGUAUAUAUUGAAGUUACACCAAACUACUCUUUUCAAACUACUUUUUUUUCCGAAUUAUGAUUCAUUUCCAUUUCAAAAGACUUCAACAAUAUACGCCUUCUAGUCAAGCGAUAUGGUAAAUGAACUGUUGUUAAAAAUUGUGUUAGUCCUAUGGUCAUGUGAAUUUUAAAUUUCAAAUAGCCCCCCAGAAAAUUGUGAAAGAAGGGCCGUUCAAGUAAUACGUGAACAUAUUCAUUACAAUUAUUUACCCCCCACCCCUUUGGCAGCAUAAGUAAGCAAAUAUCUUCCUCCCUCCUCCAAUGCUUGCAUAAACAUUGUAAGUCCUUGUCGGACUUUGCUUGUAACUCAUUAUUAAGCCACACCUCGUUAACUAACUUAUGUACAUUUUAUACUUCAGUAUUUGUAUGAGAUUUUUCAAAGUUUCGAAUAAUUUUUGGAAUAACUUGGAUUUGUCUAAGUUUGCCCAGUGUGUCAACGGUAACAUAAACAUUAACGUGGUUUGUUUUGCUUUGCUUACAAUACGUCAAAUCGUACGGAAAAGAAACAAUAGAUUGGCAAAAGAAAUUUAGACAAGCAAAUAGCGCGCGGUAAUUCCCCUGCUCGGUUCUAAGCGGGUACCUAAAUGUAAGCAUUAUUUGUGGGAAUCCCCAAAAUUGCUUUUAAUUUUCAAACAGACAAUGCGUGGAUUACCAUUUGUGUAAAAAUGUAAAUAACCACCACCAUCUAGAUCCCCGUCCCCCAUGUCAUCAAAAAUAAGCAAAGCAAAGAGCCCCCGCCCCCCUAUAGUGCUUAUGUAAUACUUGAAGGUCCCCAAACUUGGUAUUUACUUUUUUGAUUUAUGUAUUUCCUCCUAAGUUAUAGAUCAGGCACUUUGGAAGGAACCUGUAGAAAAUUUAUUGUGAUUGAUGAACUCACUCAUAUAUAUAGCGUAUGAGUGUUCUAUGUACAGAGUGGCGAAAGUGUCAUAUACAGGGUUAAUUGUAAAUAUUGUACAAAUACUAGAAUAAUUUAACCAGUAUAUAGAAUCAUGCAUUCCUUUGAAAAAGUAUUUUUGUGCAAAUUGUCUAGUUACAAUAAUAACUGUAAUGGUGGUAUUAUUACUUCCAAGAAAAUAUACAACACUCCACCAUUUCUAAAUCAGAGCCUAGAAUUAAAAUUUUUAUAUUUUUAUAAAACGCUGUUGUAUUAUUUAUUGUAUAUAAAUAAUUGAAUACUCCUUUUCAAAAGGUGGGUUAUAUUUAAGUAUUCAGUGCAUCAUUAUUCCAAAACAUAAAUGUCAGAUGCACUUCAAUUGUGUGAUAUAAAUAUAGCUCGGAAUCAAAUAAUAAGUAACACAAGAAAAAUAUUCCUAUUCGUGAUGUAUAACAUCCAGUGCCUUAUUUCAUCAUCAAUUUCAUAUCUCAGUUCAACUGAAGAGUGUAAAAGAACUGGUGAAUUGAUUAAAAGAUGUUCAAUUCAUUUUGCAUCAAAUACUGUUACAAAUCUGUUUUGAAUAAAAUACAUUUUGUAUGCUA